Messenger RNA from Octopus sinensis (East Asian common octopus), 772 nucleotides. Its product is annotated as leucine-rich repeat-containing protein 70-like. NCBI's taxonomy places the organism in Eukaryota, Metazoa, Mollusca, Cephalopoda, Octopoda, Octopodidae. The coding region runs from base 127 to 681 and encodes 184 amino acids. Gene Ontology annotation, molecular function: protein binding. The record is from RefSeq and is a predicted model, not a curated record. Gene Ontology annotation, cellular component: plasma membrane. The transcript has 6 exons.
UAUUUGUCAUGUGGAACAGGGGUGAAUUUUAGUUCCUUCAGAGAAUCUGCAAUUUGAAGUUAAUAACAUUGAAAUCUCUGACAUUUCCUAUUUUCUUCUUUUACAGAUAAAUCUACGCCUGGCAAUAUGUUUCACCACGUAGUAUCAUUUAGACGGUCUCUUGUGUUGAUACUGUGUACGAUAUUGUUUUUGGAGACUCAAGCUGAUUCAGAUAUAUGCAAGAUAUGUACUUGCUAUUCACUUACAACGAGUGUAAAUUGUGCAAAUCGCAAUUUACAAUCAAUUCCACAACCAAUUCCGACGAAUGUUGAAUAUUUAUAUCUUUCCUACAAUAAAAUUUCAAGAAUUGAAAAAGAGAUGUUUCAAGGCCUUCACAACUUAGAGAAAUUAGUACUUGGUACCAACAACAUUGCAACCAUCAAAGAAGGUGCAUUCACGGGGCUUUCAAAUUUAAACUACUUAUAUCUUUCCUACAAUAAAAUUUCAAGAAUUGAAAAAGAGAUAUUUCAAGGCCUUCACAACUUAGAGAAAUUAGUUCUUGGUGCCAACAACAUUGCAACCAUCAAAGAAGGUGCAUUCACGGGGCUUUCAAAUUUAAACUACUUAUAUCUUUCUUACAAUAAAAUUUCAAGAAUUGAAAAAGAGAUGUUUCAAGGCCUUCACAACUUAGAGAAAUUGUAAGUUCUUUUAAUGUUGUCGUUUAUACAUGAGGAAUAUACUAUGUCUUUAAAUUUAAUAUCCCCUUAUUUCCAUGUUUUCUCACUCUCUAUUA